This is a messenger RNA of Xenopus tropicalis (tropical clawed frog), 590 nucleotides long. Its product is annotated as C-C motif chemokine 4 homolog. The transcript is spliced from 3 exons. Bases 57 to 329 code for a protein of 90 amino acids. The record is from RefSeq and is a predicted model, not a curated record. Lineage: Eukaryota; Metazoa; Chordata; Amphibia; Anura; Pipidae. Gene Ontology annotation, cellular component: extracellular region. Gene Ontology annotation, biological process: immune response; cell chemotaxis. Gene Ontology annotation, molecular function: chemokine activity.
GCUUCUUCACUAUCUGAGUCUCUGCUCUGUACCCGAACUGAGCCCCAGCACAAAAGAUGAAGGUUUUAUUGUGUGUAUUCACUUUGCUGCUACUUGCUGCCUGCUACUCCCAGGUGAACUGUGGACCAGUGGGAGCCUCUUCUACAUCCUGCUGCUUUAAAUUUGCAAAGAAACUGUUACUGGGAAGAAUCCAAAGUUACUACCCUACAAGUGGCUCGUGUCCUAACCCCGCCAUUGUUUUCGUUACUAAGAAUGGAAAAGUCUGCGCCAAACCAAAUGACAGCUGGGUUAUUGAUUACCAAAACCGACUGGACAGACAAUCCCGUUAAAGAAUUUACGCCACUGCAGUUUUCUGAUCAUCAAUGUGCUGGCCUUGCCAGUUUAUUUCUUCUGAGAGGAUUCCAGAGUCUCUUCCAGAAACACUAACAUGCACCUCACCCUUAUUUAUUAAACACAAGAAGGUUGUACAUAGUUGUAUUAGAGAGAUUUUUAUUUUGAAAUCUUUUCUGUAAACAUCACCAAUGUUAAGUUAUUAUAAAAUGAACAGAAAGUAAUAUGACAGAAAAUAAAAUAUAUAUUUACAAACAUUA